Molecule: messenger RNA, 4200 nt
Organism: Neoarius graeffei (lesser salmon catfish)
Lineage: Eukaryota; Metazoa; Chordata; Actinopteri; Siluriformes; Ariidae
Product: potassium/sodium hyperpolarization-activated cyclic nucleotide-gated channel 3
Exons: 11
Coding region: 1-4200 (1399 amino acids)
Biological process (GO): transmembrane transport; potassium ion transport
Cellular component (GO): membrane
Molecular function (GO): voltage-gated potassium channel activity
Source: RefSeq, a predicted model, not a curated record
AUGGAUGGAACAGUGGGCGGGGCCUCAUCGGACCCUCGGCCUGUGCGUAAUGGAGACACGAAGCGGCGCAGUAAAGGAAGUUUACCGUCUCCUGGUUUCCGUCUCUCUCAAGCGUCUCUGGAUGGCGAGGUGGCCCCCAGACGCCGCCCGUCUGUCAUGAGCUCGUCACGAGACAGCACUAGUGCUUUCCGGUCUGGCACGGCAGCAGGCACGCCCACCACACCCGGCCCACCUGGCUCCGCGCCCUCUGCCGGUGGGCCGCGUACUGUGGGAUUUGCUGCAUCCCGUGCUGCCCUCGCAUCCACCUCGUCCUCUGGCACUGGCGUGAUGGUGGUUGCUGCUGGAAGCGGGGCCACAGGAGGGGCGGAGCCAACCACCACAACGACUACAGUGGCUGGAAGUCCAGAAGUUGUUCCUGGACUGGACGGAGAAGAAUAUUACAGUUACUCAAACCAGUCAACGUUCAUGCAGCGGCAGCUCGGCCCCAUGCUGCAGCCUGGAGUCAACAAGUUCUCACUGCGCAUGCUUGGAUCCCACAAAGCUGUAGCCCUCGAACAGGAGCGACUGAAGAGUGCUGGCGUAUGGAUCAUCCACCCAUACAGUGACUUCAGGUUUUAUUGGGAUCUCCUGAUGCUUCUGUUGAUGAUGGGGAACUUGAUCAUCCUUCCAGUGGGAAUCACGUUCUUUAAGGAUGAGAACACGCCACCAUGGAUCAUCUUCAAUGUGGUGUCAGACACAUUGUUCCUGGUGGACCUGGUACUGAAUUUCAGGACCGGCAUUGUGAAGGAGGACAGCACUGAGAUUAUGCUUGACCCCAAAGCCAUCCGUCGCCACUACCUGAGGAGCUGGUUCGCUGUUGACUUCAUCUCCUCUAUCCCUGUCGACUACAUCUUCCUCAUGGUGGACCUGGAGGAGCGCCUAGAUUCUGAGGUCUAUCGAACAGCUCGAGCCCUGCGCAUUGUUCGUUUUACAAAAAUCCUCAGCCUGCUGCGUCUGCUCCGGCUGUCUCGCCUCAUUCGAUACAUUCACCAAUGGGAGGAGAUUUUCCACAUGACGUAUGACCUGGCGAGUGCAAUGGUGCGGAUCGUGAAUCUCAUCGGGAUGAUGUUGUUGCUGUGUCACUGGGAUGGCUGUCUGCAGUUCCUCGUCCCCAUGCUGCAGGACUUCCCGCCUGAUUGUUGGGUCUACAAGAACAAUAUGGUGAAUGACUCUUGGGGUGUGCAGUACUCAUAUGCUCUCUUUAAGGCGAUGAGUCACAUGCUGUGUAUCGGCUACGGCGCUCAGGCUCCAGAAGGAAUGACUGAUGUUUGGCUAACAAUGCUUAGCAUGAUCGUGGGAGCAACAUGUUACGCCAUGUUCAUCGGUCAUGCCACUGCUCUCAUCCAGUCCCUGGACUCCUCACGGAGACAGUACCAGGAGAAGUAUAAGCAGGUGGAGCAGUACAUGUCCUUCCACAAACUUCCAGCUGAUGUGAGACAGAAGAUCCAUGAGUAUUAUGAACAUCGCUAUCAGGGCAAAAUGUUUGAUGAGGAGAACAUACUGGGGGAACUGAGUGACCCUCUAAAGGAGGAAAUUGUGAGCUUUAACUGCCGCAGUUUGGUGGCUAACAUGCCACUAUUUGCUAACGCGGAUCCAAACUUCGUGACUGCGGUCCUCACUAAGCUGCGCUUUGAGGUAUUUCAGCCUGGAGACUUCAUCAUUCGUGAGGGGACUGUUGGCCGAAAGAUGUACUUUAUUCAGCAUGGCCGAGUGAGCGUCCUCACCAGGGGAAACAAGGAGACCAAACUCAGUGAUGGAUCAUAUUUUGGAGAGAUCUGUCUCUUGACCCGUGGCAGGAGGACAGCCAGUGUGAGAGCUGAUACGUACUGUCGUCUUUACUCUCUGAGUGUGGACAGUUUUAACGAGGUUCUAGAAGAACAUCCAAUGAUGAGACGAGCAUUUGAAACAGUCGCAGCUGACCGACUAAACCGCAUUGGUAAGAAGAACUCCAUCCUCUUGCGAAAGACAUCUCAGGGAGGCUCUGUGGCAAGCAGCACUCUGGGCCGUGGGGGCGGGCCUGGGACUGGGGGCGGAGCCAGCAGUGGCCGUGCAGGUGCUGGAUCCUGCGACAGCAUUUUAGUGCAGCAGAUUGUCAAACAUGACAGCAUGCCAACCAUGCAGGAUGUUGCUACUGGUAACUGGAUUGGGGGUGCAGGAGGGACUGUGGCUGGGGGAGUAUCCUCACACCCACGGCCAGUAAUCUGGGCUCCAUUAGUCCAUGCCCCCUUACACACUGCAGCAGCUGCCUCGAAUGUUGCCAUUACUCUUCUCCAGCAGCAGCAGCAGCAGCAACAACAGCAGGGCAUGUUUCUUCCCUCCCCCCACUCAGUUUGCCCCACCCCUCUACCUAUUUGCCCUUCUCCUGUUCCUAUUUGCCCCUCCUCAUCAUCUUGCCCCCUCUCAUCCCCACGUGCCCCUAUUCUACCACCCCGCCAGUCCCUCAGUGCUAUUGUAAUGCCCCGUGGUGGCCACACUUCCAAUACCUCAACUCCUUCUCCUUCUACAGCAGGCCCACCAAUUACCGGUGGAGCAGUAGUCACCAAAACACCUUGCACUCCCAUGUCAUCAGUUCCUGCUCCCAGCAGGACUCUACGCAACAACCUCCGCCUUCAAACAGAACCGUAUGUUAUGUUUGGGGGAGGGGCUAAUAUGUUACCUCUCCAGAAAGCCAUGCCCCCUUCCUCUGGAGCCAAACAGGUUCUAAUGCGUCAUGUUGGAGGUGGGAGCACUCAAGGCCUUCCCUCACUGGGCCGUCUGACCCAGGAGGCACGUCUACUCUCUGCCUCUCAGCCCACUCUUCUCCAUCGUGGUUGGCCACACCCCCCUCUCCACAGAAAAGCUUCUGGGGGCAACUUACUCCCUGCUCCUUUUGUGAUGCCACAGCCUCAGUUUGCAUGGGGAGGCAGUGCUGGAGUGCUUAGCUCUCACAAUUCACAGGUGCAGAAAAUACCUGCACAGACAUCUUUGCCCCUCCCCUCUCCACUUACACAUACACAAUCAGCCAUACAGUCCACGCCCCCUCCCACUGGCUCCUCCCCUCCAAAAACACAUGCUUUUUACUUCUCAGCCUCUGCUCACGCCUCUCCAGCUCCAGGUCCAGCUUCUUCUGCCCCACUGAUGCCCCAAACUCAGCAUCCCAAACUCAUCCCUACACAGUCCUCCCCUUCUCCUACUUUCUCCACCUCAGAUACACCCAUUUAUUCUAACACCACCCCCAUGGUACCACCCCAAACUCAGACUAGUAAGCCCUCACCCACUUCCCCAUCUCAGCCUCAGAGUCCUCGUUCAAAACUUUCUCAGACUCCUCCUCCACCUUCUCCAUUAUCCUUUACUCCAUCUGCAACUCCAUCACACACUCGUACUCCAACCCCCAUUCACACACCUGCUCCAACACCUACACAUACUCAAGCUCUGCUCCCAAUCCCAGUUGCCACCCAAACCAGAACAAUCACACCAGCUCAGACUCCAACAAGCUCAAUGACCCAGAUUACACCUCAAUCUCCACCAUCUGUUCCAGCUCCGUCCCAAACUUCAGCCGCUCUGCAAAUUCAAAGCAAGGGCAUACCACCAACUCCAACCAACACCAUGCAACUGUCAGUUCAAGAAAAUGCAGCCAGGUCUUCAAUCACUCAAAGACCAACCCAAAUGCUCAUGGAAAACCAAACUGCAACUCCUACCAUGACUCAAACUCGGAGUUCCCUUCAAACUCCAUCUUCAGCACAAACUCAGAGUUCCACUAAAACUCUUGCCACAUCCAAAGCUCAGACCCAAACCCGAGAAACGAGCCUAAUUCCAAACCAAACUCUAAGACAAACUCCAUCUUCAUCCCUUCUGUCCCUAUCACAGAAAGGUUCCUCAACACUUCAAAUCCCAAAAGCAUCCCAAACUCCAGCACCAGUUCCACCCACUCAGCCUCCAUCCACCCUCCACAUGCCACAGCAUUCUUUCACCCUCUGCCCUUCCUCACCACAGUCUCUUGCAGCUUCUUCAAACCCAACUUCAGUCUCACCAGAACUUGCUAAAUCCACCACAGCUCCAGAUUCAGAGACCUCAAACACUGCAUCCUUCACGUCCUCCAAGUCGGGGAAAUCAGACGCAGCCACACUGCCAUCUCAGAGAGAGUCUGAUGCACGAAGUCACAAGCUUCCUGCUAACAUGUAA